UGAACAGGAAACGCUUACAAAGAUUGAAUCACCACUGGAAGGUCUGACCAAACAGGACAACUUUCUUUAGAAACAAAAAUUUAGGCUACACUUCUUAGAAAUGUAAAAGUUAAAACACCGUCUUAAACUGAAAUGUAGCCAUUUGAAUAUCAAUCAUAAUUUGUUGUGUUCUCUCAGGUUGUUUGGUCAGAUCUUCAAGGAUCCUGGAGGUGUCAUGAAUCCCACUAAUGUACUGUACCGUUUUAAAAUCAUCAUGAUAGGUGACGAUAAUGUGGGCAAGUCAUGCCUGCUGUAUCGAUACAUGUACGGAAGUUUUCCAAAAAUCGGAAAUGUUAACGUUGGUGUGCACUUCAACGAUAAGAUCCUAGAGGUGGAGCCUGGGGUGACAGUAAAACUACAAAUUGUGGAUACAGCCGGUCAUGAAUCGUUUUGGAGAAUUAACUGCUAUGCCUUUCCACAGUCAGCUGGAUGCCUGCUGGUUUUUGACCUGUGCAAUUACAAGUCUUUUACUUGCAUUAAACAUCAAUACACAGAGGUGUGUAAUAGAGUGAAUCCAUACACUGUCCUCUUUGUACUUGUGGGAAACAUGUGUGACAGAAAAGAGCAGGAAGUGAAUGAAGAGGAGGUGGAAGAGUUCGCACGUGAAUUGGGAGCACCGUACAUCAAGGCCUCGGCCAAAACGGGUCACAAUGUGGCAGAAGUUUUUGAGCUGGUGACCCGUCGCAUUUAUCAGGGCUAUCUGAAUGGAGAGGUGCACUUACAUGAAAGCUGGGGCAAGGUCCAUUAAGAUAUACCAGCUGAAAACAAAGUCAGCAUGAGUCUCAAAGUCUCAUAACAACGAGUAUGUCACAUACAACAUGUCCAAUACAUACAACAACCAGUGUCAUAAAAACACUGCAGUCACAUUUAACUGUUUUGGAAAAAAUUUAACACACUAUACAUGGGACUUUUCACUUUGAAACUGCCAUGAAAUGUUUAUUUUAUGUCAUUUAUGUUUAUUUACUUACAUAAAGGCUAGAUCUUUAUGCAUUAUGUAAUUCAGAUGUACAAAAACGCUAAGAUAAGUUCAUGUUAUGUAUUAACAUUCACACUGAAUAUGUAAACUUUUAAUAACAUUUCAUUUGUUGACAAACUCAUUCAUCCAGUAUAUUAAAACAAAACAAAAAUAUUGUGUAAAUGUUGUUUGCCUUCAGAAUUGGAUACAAAACAUUCAUAACUUUUUCACUGCGUGAUGUUUAUCUGCUAUGUUUGGAAAUGUUAUAUAACCUUUAUCAAAUAAACUAACGACAUUUA
Labeo rohita (rohu) is the source of this 1293-nucleotide messenger RNA. Its product is annotated as ras-related protein Rab-39A. The record is from RefSeq and is a predicted model, not a curated record. Lineage: Eukaryota; Metazoa; Chordata; Actinopteri; Cypriniformes; Cyprinidae. Gene Ontology annotation, molecular function: GTP binding; GTPase activity.